This is a messenger RNA of Morchella importuna, 1767 nucleotides long. RefSeq lists its product as uncharacterized. Lineage: Eukaryota; Fungi; Ascomycota; Pezizomycetes; Pezizales; Morchellaceae. Gene Ontology annotation, biological process: glutamyl-tRNA aminoacylation. The record is from RefSeq and is a predicted model, not a curated record. Gene Ontology annotation, molecular function: ATP binding; zinc ion binding; tRNA binding. Bases 1 to 1767 code for a protein of 588 amino acids. The transcript has 7 exons.
AUGACCUCCCUUCUGCGCCUCACCCGCCCCGCCGCCGCCGCCGCCGCCCGGCGCCCCCCCCAAUCCCAAUUGCCCUACCGCCGCAGCACCGCCGCCAGCAGUGUCCGUCACUUCCAGUCCCUCCCGUCCCUCCGCGGCGGCCACGAGCCAAUCCGGCCUGAAGUCCCCGCGAUCAAGCCCGCGCGGACGCGCUUCGCACCCAGUCCCACGGGCUUCAUGCAUCUGGGCAGCCUGCGCACGGCGCUGUACAACUACCUGUUUGCCAGGCACACGCAGGGGCAGUUUAUCUUGAGGAUUGAGGAUACGGACCAGAAAAGGACUGUGGAGGGCGCGGAGGAGAGUAUCAUGGAGACGCUGAGAUGGGCGGGUCUGCAUUGGGAUGAAGGCCCCGAAGUCGGCGGAGGCCACGGCCCAUACAAACAGUCCAAACGCACCGCCCUCUACCGCUCCCACGCCGAGCAGCUCCUCCUCGACGGCGCCGCCUACCGCUGCUUCUGCGGCCCUCACCGCCUCGAAGCCCUCGCCGCCACCCGCCAAGCCGCCGGCCUCCCCGUCGAGUACGACCGCCGCUGCCACAACCUCACCUCCUCCGAGUCGGACCAGCGCGCAGCCUCCGGCGAGCCGCACGUCAUCCGCCUGCUCGCCCCCGAGAAAUGGCCGGCCUUCAACGACGAGGUCUACGGGCGCAUCUCGUACGGCGCCAACACGCGCGCCCACGCCGAGGGCUCCUUCGAAGACCCCGUGCUCCUCAAGAGCGACGGCACCCCGACGUAUCAUCUGGCGAAUGUGGUGGAUGACCAUUUCAUGGAGAUUACGCAUGUCAUUCGCGGGACGGAGUGGAUGCCGAGUACGCCCAAGCAUGCGCAUCUGUACAGGUCGUUUGGGUGGCUGCCGCCAAAGUUUGUGCAUGUGGGCCUGCUGAUGGGCAAGGAUAAGCAGAAGCUGUCGAAGCGCAAUGGGAGCGUGAUGGUUAGUGAGUUCCGCGAGAAGGGGUACUCGCCGGAGGCGCUGGUCAACUUUCUGGUGCAGAGGUUUAAUAUUGAGGGCCUCACGGCGGGGAAUACGGUGGUUAAUUCGGAGAAGCUGCCGUUCUUGCAGAAGGCGCAUUUGAGGAAGCAGUUUGAGGAGAAUAGGGACACUGAGGAGGUGGAGGUUGAGAAGGUCGAGAAGGCGGUCCGCGCUCUCUACGGCGAUAAGCUCGAAACCGGCGAACCAAUCACCACCGACUACGUCCGCGCCGUCCUCAAAGCCGACGUCAAAAACUACCUCAACCCCACCGAGUUCGCCGAAAAGUCAAACUACUUCUUCACGCACCCCACCUUCGACAGCAAGGACUCCCUCCGGGCGAUCGUCAAGUUCCGCAAGGUCACGGGCAUGUCCACGGCCGAGAUCUACUACGGCUUCAUCGAGGAGGUCGAGCGCACGCCCGAGUGGACCCUCGACGCGCUCAAGGCGCUGCAGCUCUACGGGCAGGACCUCGACGAGGAGGCGUGGACGAACCGCAUGCGGCUGCUGCGAAUCGCCGUGUGCGGGGGCAGGAGUGGGCCGUCGAUGGCGGAUACGAUGCUCAUACUGGGCAAGGAGCGUGUGGUGCAGCGCAUGCGGGAUACGGAUCGCGCGUUUGUGGAGUUUAAAGGAGCAGCAGAGGCGCGAGAGGAUGGAAAGUCAGGGCGUGAAGCCAACGGCGAGGGCGAAGCUCGACAGCAGGUCCCAGGCGAUGCUGAGGAAUGUGGUCGGCGCGCCGCCGAUGGAGAAAAAGGGGUUUAA